UGUUGGAGCUGUGGAUGCCAAUGUUACCUCAUGGGGUACUCUGUGUCACUGCCCACCCCAUGAGUGACUCAGCUCUGGUCUGGGACUGCCACAUUCAUCACUGUCUGCAGGAAGACGUGCCAUGGGAGCUGUGUUGCUGAGCCUGAUGGUGAAGAGCUGCUGCCAUCGAUAAUUAACACUGGGCUCCUAUUGCCAAAACGAAUUCACGGAGUGUGCAGCGAGGCACAGUUCUCUUGAUUCUGCAAGUCAUCUGGCGUGGUGGAGGUUCAGAGAGACGGGAUGGAGCGAGACAUGCACAGCCAGAGGCAGCGGGAGCUCAUGGUGUUUGACACGGGCAUGGCACAGCCCCACGAGGAUCAGUGUGGAGUUGGCUCCCUGUGAGUGCGCAGGGACGCCCUCAGUCCAGGACUGCCUCCUCUUCAUUCUCUACCAGCCCGCUUCUGCCUGCUGCCUCAUUUCCUGCAACGCUUCCAAGGAUCUGCGAGAGGCUUUGGGGCCAGGAGCCGGCAAGUAUAUUGCCACAUGGGGCUGGAGAGUUUGGUAACAACGGAAACGCAGAGCAGGGACACUAUGUGAGCCCUGGCUGCUGGCAGAGGAAGGUGCCUGGGGCUGCUUGGCUGGCCAGGGGCUCAGGACAGAGCCCUGAAGAGUGGGGCUGCCAGCUGACCUGCUGCUCCUCCACAGCCUGCUCCUCGAGUGGGGACACAGCAUCCCGUGGUGCCCACACUGAUGUCUGCCCUCACCUUGCUGGCAGGCCUGCUCCCCUAGUGCCAGCGUGAGGCUCUCACCAUGGUGCUGCCACCACCCGACAAGCGCCACGUCUGCCUGACCACCAUCGUCAUCAUGACCAGCAUGGCCUUCAUGGACGCCUACCUGGUGGAGCAGAACCAGGGCCCUCGCAAGAUUGGGGUCUGCAUCAUCGUGCUGGUGGGGGACAUCUGCUUCCUCAUCGUGCUGCGCUACGUUGCGGUGUGGGUGGGCGCGGAGGUGAAGACGGCCAAGCGGGGCUAUGCCAUGAUCCUGUGGUUCCUGUACAUCUUUGUGCUGGAGAUCAAACUGUAUUUCAUCUUUCAGAACUACAAAGCAGACAAGAAGAACCUGGAGACAGUGGCCAGGAAGGCCCUGACGCUACUGCUCUCCAUCUGCGUGCCGGGGCUCUACCUGGUGCUGGUGGCCUUGGACAGUAUGGAGUACAUACGGACCUUUCGGAAGAAAGAAGACUUGCGGGGACGCCUCUUCUGGGUGGCCCUUGACCUGUUGGACAUCUUGGACAUCCAGGCCAACCUGUGGGAGCCGCACAGGACCGGCCUGCCCAUCUGGGCGGAGGGGCUCAUGUUCUUCUACUGCUACAUCCUGCUCCUGAUCCUGCCUUGCGUGUCCCUCAGCGAGAUCAGCAUGCAAGGGGAGCACAUCGCCCCGCAGAAAAUGAUGCUCUACCCUGUCCUCAGCCUGGUCACCAUUAAUAUUGUCACCAUUUUCAUCCGGGCCAUCAAUAUGGUGCUGUUCCAGGACAGCAGGGUUUCCACCAUCUUUAUUGGCAAGAACAUCAUCGCCAUUGCCACCAAGGCGUGCACCUUCCUGGAGUACAAGAGGCAGGUGAAAGAGUUCCCCCAGAAUGCCAUCGCCCUGGAGCUCCAGCAGAACUCCCUAUCCCACAACCAGACCAUCCACAGCACGCAGGGCAUCCCUCAUGAGCCAUCACCCACCAGCGAAAUCCUGGACACAUGAUGGGCGGUGGCUCAGGACCUUGGUUCCGAUACUCUGUGCUGAGUGGAGGAGAGGUGCUGCUGCUCUCUGGCUGCAUAGGUUCAGUGUGAGGGACAAAUCCCAGCAGUGAAGGAUUCUAGGCACAAAACAAAACCAACCACGUUGUAAUUGAGCUAUGGAGUGUCCCCUAGACGUCUUCAUCUCAGGUAUAACCCUAGGAGUCCUCCAGUCAAACCAAAUGAACUUGUGAAGGACCCGAACAAGCUAAUCUUCUCUCUCCCUCCUGCCAGCCUCUCCCCUCCCAAGCAAGGGCCGUUGAGGUUGCAAUGUCCCUUUCUACUCGUGGAGCACCUCACCUUGACCCCAAGUGUGGAAUGAAGGUUUUGUUACUGGAGACCUUUUUAUGGUGUGGGGACAGGGCCAUGAGUGUAUGGGCUGGGGGGGAGGGUGGGGUGUCUGAACCAGUCAAUCCUGUGACCGUAGAUGUGUCAUAUCCCAAUGAUCCCAUUUACAGUUUGCUGUUUAUAACAUCUCCCCGGGUCCCACCUCCCCACGGCAGGUGGCAGCGAGGACAGCCCUGUCCCAGCUCUACCAGGAGCAAUACGUGCCAAGCUGGAGCCAACCUCAUGCUGGUGUUUUAUGGAUUUCAUUCACUUGAAACGACUCAGCACAAUAUUUCUAUUUUUGGAAGGGUCUCUCUGUUUCGCUCCUGCCCUUGGGCCCCUCCUAUGCCAGCACAUGUGGGCACCAAGGAGGAUGGCAAUGAUGCGUUUCACUCUGGCAUCAAGCGUUUGUAAAGAGGGCUGCUUUCCACAGCUACUAUAUUUUUAAAAUAAAAUAUUUCAAAAUUUAAAAAAAGA
Molecule: messenger RNA, 2567 nt
Organism: Meleagris gallopavo (turkey)
Lineage: Eukaryota; Metazoa; Chordata; Aves; Galliformes; Phasianidae
Source: RefSeq, a predicted model, not a curated record